This is a messenger RNA of Ambispora leptoticha, 963 nucleotides long. The record is from the annotation of a GenBank genome assembly. Lineage: Eukaryota; Fungi; Glomeromycota; Glomeromycetes; Archaeosporales; Ambisporaceae.
AUGAAUGACCAAUAUAUGAAUCUGAAUGGAACUACUUCAAGUGCAAAUAAUAUUGAUGGUAAUUCUGUCCCGAUGCGGAAUAACGAUGACGGACGUACACCACCUUUACUACAAAGGCAACAUCAGAAGGGUAAAAUCGUGCAAACGAUGUGGUUAACUGAUUUUCAGUACAAAUUUGAGGCGAUUUCUCGCGCCUGUUCUGAAGUGGCUAAUGGAUUCCGACAUCUUCAAGAAGCUAUUGAUACGCUCCAAGAAACACCAACACCAAAUGUUGCAAAUCUCUUAGAAGAAGUGAUGGGAAUGCCGUUACGAGUUCGACCUCCAGCUUCCAUAGUAACAAAUCGGCAAAUGACUCCAACGCCAAGACACCAACCGUUAAAUGGCAAUAUGACCAAUGGUGCGAACACACCAUUUAGUAAUUUUGCAACUCCAACGAGACCAGAAUCUCAAUUUCAGAAUGCAGAGAGAAGAACUAAUUCGUCUGUUCACUCAACACCGACGAUGCCUCAAUCUAUAUCAGGAAACAAGCAGAAUUGGACUUCAUCCAGUAAACCAUCAACAUACACAUCAAUGCGACCAGCUACCCCAACACCUAAUCCCGGUGAUUCCGGCAUGAGAAACGGAGGUUCAGCUUCUCCAGAUGCCACGGCUUCGAUAGCGUCGGCAUCUAGCGAAGAACAUGAGAAUUGGACGCAAGAAGAACGAAAAGCAUUGAAUGAAGAGUUCAUUCGAUAUUUCCAACGUCGUAAGGCUACCGAGCCAAUAACUCAUCCGGAAUUGGCCGAUGAAUUACUAAGUUUGUGCGUUACCCCUCCUCCGUUGGCUCAUCUGGACAGACAAGUGGGAAGAUAUUUACGUCGACAUACGAUUCCGUGUGAUUCGAUUGUUUUACACGCAAUUCAACAAUGGAUCGAUAAAGAAAAAGUUGCGCGUGGUGAAGUUGCUGUUGCUUUUCAUGAAUAA